AUGGAGCAUGUGACUGCGAUCGACAAGGAUCAGCGCUAUGACUGGGACUGCGGACUAGUGUGCUGCCAGAUGUGCUUGAAGUGGGUCAACCGACCCCAGUCCUUCUCGGCUCUGACUAGGAGGUGCCCGACGAAGAGCACAUGGUCCAUCGACCUUGCCUUCCUGCUGCAUGGGUUCGGGGUGAAGGCUCGAUACUACACCAUCACGUGGGGAGCAAACCAAUCGUACACUGAGAUCGAGUAUUACAAAGAGAAUUUGCAGAGUGAUGCCUCUAGGGUGAACGACCUCUUCAACAAUGCAGCGGCACGAGGCCUGCAUGUUGAGCUGAAGUCACUCGUGAUAGACCAGAUCAUCGAGGCGCUCGUGAAGGAUACUUGUGUCAUCAUGAUACUGGGCUGUGCCGACGCCUCUGCCAUGUUGAAGGGGAAGCAGUCGGAGACAGGGGAGGAGGCAGGGCAGGGCACUGAACGCAUGCCCCACUCCUUGCCUUCCGUUGGAAUCGACACUGGAUUUGUUGGGCAUUAUGUGAUUUUGAUCGCAUACCAUACAGAGAAGCAGAUGUUCGAGAUCGCAGAUCCUGGAGUUGAAGCAGAACGAAGGCUCAUUCAGAAAGACGCAUUGGAGCAUGCGCGGAAACAACAUGGCACCGAUGAAGAUCUGUUAGUCAUCGACGUUGAAAACCUCAUGCAAGACUGUAACGAGCUGAACACUUCAGCGCCUGAGGAAAGGGAGGAAAUUUUCCUACGUUGCAAGAGAAAAGGGUGA
Molecule: messenger RNA, 765 nt
Organism: Guillardia theta CCMP2712
Lineage: Eukaryota; Cryptophyceae; Pyrenomonadales; Geminigeraceae
Exons: 9
Coding region: 1-765 (254 amino acids)
Source: RefSeq, a predicted model, not a curated record